ACCGAGUUACCGACUACCAGCAGUGUAAAAGUAUACUUGGUACUGAUAGCACGCGUUUGAUUAAUUUAUUGAUAGUCUCAUCGUGUUUAAUCGUAUGAGAAUUCGCACAUUUUUAUAAGUGACAAAUACAAUAAAUAUUUUAUCAAGUGUCUAGUGACUUAUUAUAUUUAUAGGCUAUUUUGAUACAGAUACUCCAACUAAUUAAACACCGUUUUAAUAAUGGGGUAAUUUUUAAAAUAGUUAAUCGUAGACUUGAAUAAGAACUGUAAUCGGACAUUAUUCGAUCGUUAUUAACAAUUUUUUGUGUAUUGUGAAAGUGUAAAAAAAUUGGUAAAUAUGUCGUCUAUGAACUAUAUCGGUAAAUUCUUCGCGAAUUUUUACGAAUUUUACAAUGAGAUAAACAGUGCAACACUGACGGGAGCUAUAGACGUCGUCGUUGUGGAGCAGCCGGAUGGGAGCUUCACCUGCUCUCCGUUCCACGUCCGCUUCGGUAAACUCGGCGUGCUACGCUCCAGGUUUAAAGUGGUCGACUUGGAAUUAAAUGGGGAACCGCUGAACAUUCACAUGAAGCUAGGUGAGUCUGGCGAGGCGUUUUUUGUUGAAGAAGUAGGUGAAGACGAGGCCGAAUGUGCGGCCCAUCUCGCCACCUCACCUAUCCCUGCCUCACGGUUUGACGAAUUGUAUGAACCGCGUCGUCGUAACUCGCUGUCUGCUGUCGAGCCGGACCACGGACAGGCAUCCGAUUACACGAAAAGAAGAUACACCGCUGAUGGCAAGUCGAUGCAAAAACCCGAUUUAAGCAAAAUCACAAAAAAUAACUUGAAAGAUGACAAAAGCAGAAUUAGUGAUCAUGAAAAUGACGCUUUAUUCGAAAUGGACGGUUUAAACGAAGGAUCGUCAGACUGGACUGACUCUAAACCAAAGACAUUCGCAGCGACGCAGCUGGGCGCAGCGGGCAGUGAAGCCAAUCAGACUGUUCAGAAAAUAAGCGAACAUAAUGAUUUCCGACCCAUCGAUGUGGUGCUAAACCCAGACGAAUUCAAAUCGAACGGCAACGGUAAGAAGAAAAAGAAGACGAGGAAAGCCAGCUCAAAGAAGAAGCACCAAAGAAAAUCUUCGACUAGUUCAAUUUCUAGUCAAUCUGAUCUCACCGGCUCCGAACAGCGCGGUUCGCUGCCGGCCGCUAUACCCAACGUCACCGAUAUUAACUUCUUUAGUGACUCCGAAAUUGCAUCAGGAACUCUUAGUGAAGAGUUAUCCAACUUGAAGCUGAGUGGUGACAAUCGCAUCCCACUGGCGCUGUCCGACACAGCGUUCGAGGUGCACGCUGCCUCCAGACACUCUAAGGAGUGUUCCGGAACGCCGGUCCAAUCAGACACGGAAGUGGAGCUGGCACGGGCCGCCGGCACCGGCGACAAGUCCUCGCAGUCGUGGCGAUGGGGGGAGCUCCCGGAACCGCCAGUUCGAGGCGCGCAGUCGAUCGAAUCACCCGAGACUCCCGAAUCUCCCGCCUCCCCAGCCGAGCCGGCCUCACCCACGGAGCCUCUCAGCUCCGACGAGGAGCGCACCGAGCGCGGCGGAGUUCUGAGGGGCAUGUUCCGCUUCAUGUCGAACCGGGAGGCGACUGACAACGCGCCGGAGGGCGUCUACCUGGACGACCUCGAUCGCGGUCAAGUCGAUCCCGAUCUCUACUUCCCGAAACAUCACGCGGAACGGUAUCGCUCAGUCGGCGGGAGCGGCGGCGCGGGGGGACCCACCGAGGAGGAAUACGAGUCGGGCAACGGCCCGUCCCUGCCGCAGUCGCCCAACUCGCCCGCCUCGCUCGACGCGCCCGCGCUGGACUCCGACGACGACGAGAAGCUCCUCGCCAAGGGGCAGGUGACGGUGAUGGCGCGCGAGGGCCCGGUGUCGCGCGCGCUGAGCUUCGAGGAGUUCUGCGAGCGCGGCGCGUCGCUGGCGGGCGCCGAGCGGCUCGAGGUGCGGCUGGGCGCGCGCCGCCUGCCGUGGCGCAGCGCCGGCCCGCUGCUGCUGUCGCUGCUGGCCUACCGCCGCCCGCUGCCCACCAGAGUAUUGGAGGAGCUGGAGAAAGGCGAGAAGGAGGACACGCAGAUCAAUCGGGGCGUGGACGAGGCCAAGCCGCGGUACUCGUGGUGGAGCUGGCGGAGAUCCAACCAGGAUAAAAGAUCUGAAUCAUCACAACCUAAAGAUGAAGACAUAAAGGAUUCAACUGCCUUACAAAUUGAAGCUACUACCAAAGCAAUAAUAGCUAAAGCUGAAUCAACGGACGAGGAUCAGGCGGAUCAUUGGAUCGAAGAGAAAAUUGAAAAGCCAAAGGAAGUUCCCGUAAUGGAAGUAGCACCGAAACCUGAAGUCACUAUAGAGCCCAGGGAAUCCACUCCAAUCAUACCUAAAACUAAAAUAUCUGACAGCCAACACGACCAGAGCUCGUCUGAUUCGGAUCAAGAGAGCCAUCAGCAGAGUUCUCGCCGAACGUCCACCUUCCGCAAGACGCUACGUCUUUCGUCUGAACAAAUUAAAGAGCUGAACCUUCGAGAGGGCAUGAACGAGAUGGUGUUCAGCGUGACGACCGCCUACCAGGGCACCACGCGCUGCAAGUGCAACGUUUUCCGCUGGCGGUACGACGACAAGAUCGUCAUCUCGGACAUCGACGGGACUAUCACCAAGUCAGAUGUGCUGGGCCAUAUAUUCCCACUUGUGGGUAAAGACUGGGCGCAAUCUGGUGUGGCGCAGCUCUUCACAAAGAUUAAGAACAACGGCUACCAGCUGCUCUAUCUGUCCGCGCGGGCUAUCGGCCAAGCCAGGGUAACCCGGGAGUAUCUAAGGUCGAUCAGGCAAGGCGAGCUUUGUCUUCCGGACGGACCACUGUUGCUGAACCCCACGUCGCUGUUGCGCGCGUUCCACCGAGAGGUCAUUGAGAAGAAGCCGGAAGAGUUUAAGAUACAAUGUUUAGCUGACAUUAAGGCACUGUUCCCGUCGGGCUCGAACCCCUUCUACGCCGGUUAUGGCAACAGGGUCAACGACGUUUGCGCGUAUCAAGCUGUCGGCAUUCCUAUAGUGAGAAUAUUCACCAUCAACUAUAAGGGUGAACUCAAGCACGAAUUGACUCAGACAUUCCAAUCGACGUACUCGCACAUGUCGGUGCUGGUGGACCAGGUGUUCCCGCCGGCGCUGUGCGAGCCGAGCGCCGAGUUCUCGCAGAGCGUGUACUGGCGCGAGCCGCUGCCCGCGCUCGCCCUGCCGCCCGCCGCGCCGCCCCCCGCGCGCGUCUGACUGCGCCCGGCCAGGCGGCCGAUGCCUGCGUUAAAGGAGAUGGACUUAUGAAUACGAUUGCAUUUUUUUAUGAUUCUGAUGAUCGAUGAGCGCCAACCGUAACGAGGACUAGCUUACGAUAUGUGUAUGAGUGUUUGUUCGCUUUAUUAUGUAGCGUCGUCGGUGUGCACGUUAGGUAAUUCCGUAGUUGACAUAGUAUGCUUUAAACGAAUGCGUAAUUCACGGCUCAUUAGAUAUAAGUUUGGUAGUUAUUCCAUGUUGAUAUUAAGGUCACUGAAAACAGCAUCCUUACCGCAAGUAGUUUGCAAUAUUGUUUUGAAGAUUUAGUUACCUUUGUAUUUAAAUAUGUAUGGUAUACGUAGAAUGGGCAUGACAAUUUAUUAUUACAUUUUAUUCAAUCACUAUACAUAUGGAACACAUUAAACUUGCUGUGAUACACAGUGAUCUCAAUCUCAGACCUAUAUCAAUACAGGGGAUUUGUUAGUUUGUCUGCGCUAUGAAAAAUAUGUUUUUUUUCAUAUUACACUAGUGAAAUUGUAAUCCUACUCCGAGUUCUUUACCAGUUACAUUAGAUUUUUAAUAAAUAAUUACCCUCGGAUAUAGAAGUAGCUAUAAUUACUUAAUUGUCAAUAUAUUUAUUAGAAAAAAUAGAAUAAAUAUUACUUAAUUUUAAAUGUUUAAAAUUGAUCAUAUGCAUUGCAUUGUCUUAUUUUAUUAACUGAAAGACGUAUAAAGGUUAUUUUGCUAAUUAUAGUGUAGUCUGUGAUGCUGAUUGAAGGAGCAAUGCUUUACUUUUGUACUGUGAUUAUAUGUUUGUAUGUAAGUUACUUUGUGUUAUGAUAAACACAAACAUAAUUAUAAUUUUCCCUUUAAGGCAAAGCCUUUUAUUAAAUGAGUAGUUUAUUUUUGUAUAAAUAUAAUUAGGAUGCUUAUUAUAUUUGCUUUGUAAUGUAUUAUUUAAAUUAGUUAUUAUAUACUUGAUCACACAACAGUAUCGCUGGUGUAAUCUGAUUAAUUUAGAUUGUAAUUUUAUGAAAAUAAUUUAUUACCACUGUGAUUAUUAAACAUAUUUGUUGGAAAAUUAAUUCGCUUUUUAAUUAUAUU
This is a messenger RNA of Nymphalis io (European peacock), 4395 nucleotides long. RefSeq names its product phosphatidate phosphatase LPIN3 (gene Lpin). NCBI's taxonomy places the organism in Eukaryota, Metazoa, Arthropoda, Insecta, Lepidoptera, Nymphalidae. Gene Ontology annotation, molecular function: phosphatidate phosphatase activity; transcription coactivator activity. Gene Ontology annotation, cellular component: nucleus. Gene Ontology annotation, biological process: triglyceride biosynthetic process; cellular response to insulin stimulus; fatty acid catabolic process. The transcript has 16 exons. The coding region runs from base 337 to 3291 and encodes 984 amino acids. The record is from RefSeq and is a predicted model, not a curated record.